UUUUAACUUGUAACGAUGGAUGUUUCCAAACCGUCAGUUUCCAAUUUGUGUCGUUAUCUUAGUUUUCUCUUCGUCGCUUAUUGUGUGAACGAAUCAAACGAGAACGCAAGACUUCAACGAAAACGCGGAGUGGAAAGAUUUGAAGUGAUUUACGAUUGGAAUUACGUUAAUUUUACUUGGUUGAAUGCUGACGAUUAUAAUUUGGCGAUUAUUAACGGAAAAUACAUUCCCGCGAAUAAUGUAAUAAGCAACAUAAAGUUUUAUACAGAUAAAAUGUACGUUGCAUUGCCAAGAUUGUUUAAGGGAACCCCGGUUACUUUAGCGGUGAUGACGAAUUCGGGCAAAUAUGAAAAUAAUAAGUUAUUGAAACCUUAUCCGAGUUGGAAAAUGAAUUCGUUGGAUCAUUGUGCUGCGUUACAAAAUGUUUAUAGUAUGGAAAUUGAUAAAUAUGGAGUGAUGUGGGUGUUGGAUGGUGUUAGAAUUACGAAUGGGACUAAAUGUCCGCCGAAAUUGGUUCUUUUGGAUUUAAAACGACAGGGAAAUGUUGUUCGUUACUUUGAUUUUCCCGAACAUCUUUCAUCAGUUUAUGGUGGAUUUCUAACUGAUUUGGUUAUUGAUGAAACUGAUGGGGGAUUCGCUUACAUAACAGAAAGCAGUGAUCACGACCCUGGAAUAAUUGUUUAUUCUAAACAUCUUGAUAAAGCUUGGAAAAUUAGAGAUAGAUCGAUGUUUGCUGAAAUCACAGCUUCAAAUUUCGUCGUUGAAGGUAAUCAAAACUCGAAACUUCAAAACAUAAACGGCAUAGCUUUAUCACCAGUUCCCAAAAAUCCUAACCAAGAACGAUUAAUUUAUUACACCCCGUUGAUUGGAGUUAACAUGUUUGCGAUAAGCAAUAAACUCUUAAAAAAUCAAGUUUUAAUGCGAGGUGAUGUUUGGAGAAGGGGGAUUAAGUAUAUUGGAAAAAGGGAAGGUGUUAGUGAUCGAAUGAUGAUUGAUAACGAAGGAAAUAUGUAUUAUGGAAUACUAAAUCUUUAUGGUAUAUGUAAAUGGAAUAUUUUUGAACCGUUUAUUACAUCCAAAAUGAUUAUUCACGAUCAAAUGGAAUAUAUUUGGCCCGCUAGUUUUGGGAUGGAUAAUAGUGGGAAUUUAUAUGUUUUAUCUAAUUCUUUAAAUAAAUUUUUGCAAUCUAAACCACCGAAAAGUAGCGAUAAAUCUAUUAUUAAGGUAUCUCGAUUAUAUACUGGAACUAGAAGUUAUUUGUAUAAGAAUUCAAAUAUUAUUAGAUAA
Molecule: messenger RNA, 1287 nt
Organism: Onthophagus taurus
Lineage: Eukaryota; Metazoa; Arthropoda; Insecta; Coleoptera; Scarabaeidae
Product: protein yellow-like
Cellular component (GO): extracellular region
Source: RefSeq, a predicted model, not a curated record